Molecule: messenger RNA, 678 nt
Organism: Rhodamnia argentea
Lineage: Eukaryota; Viridiplantae; Streptophyta; Magnoliopsida; Myrtales; Myrtaceae
Product: auxin-responsive protein SAUR72-like
Exons: 2
Coding region: 80-619 (179 amino acids)
Biological process (GO): response to auxin
Source: RefSeq, a predicted model, not a curated record
CACUCUCUUUCUCUCUCUCUCUCUCUCUCUCACACGCUGGCGCACAAUUCCCAUCAAACUCGCUUUGUCUGAAACAAAUAUGGACGAGAAAAGAAGAAAGCAGAAGAGGGGUCUGAUUUUCAAGACGUGGGAGCGAUGCAAGACCCUCGGCCGAGCCGGCAAGGGCUCCUCCAAGCCGAGGCCGACGCACGGCCCGAGCCUCGCCAAGAAGAGCAAGUCUUGGAACGGGUCACGGCCCAGCUCGUUCAGGGAGGACGACACGCCGCCGGUGCCACGCCGCCACAGCAGCGUCAAGCCGCAUGGCCCCAUCCCCGGUGGCUGCUUCUCGGUCUACGUGGGCCCUGAGAAGCAGAGGUUUGCGGUGAGGACGGAAUGCGCCAACCACCCCUUGUUCCAGAUGCUGCUCGAGGAAGCCGAGUCCGAGUUCGGGUACAACAGCGGGGGGCCCAUCGAGCUCCCGUGCAAUGUCGACCUUUUCUACCGGGUGUUGACCGAGAUGGACUGCGAAGGGGAUGGGGACGGCGACGGCGGAGGUAGGCGGCUCGGGUGCGGUUACGGGGUUGCGGCAUACCAUCUCCUGAGCCCGGCUCGGAUGAUUGCCGUCGGCCAUCAUUACUAGUUUCAACUAUGGCUUUAAGCGUUGAUUAUGACAAGGUCAUUAUUAUUUGGUCAUGUAUG